UACGCUGCCAUUUUGUCCGGCGGAGCAGCGACCAGGCACGUCAGUCCGAAAAGAGAAAUCAGCAUCGAGACUUUCCGGGCAGCCGCGCAGCGCAGCACGGGACGGGACGGGACCGUGGCUAAAAAAACCAACCUCUAGUGUGGAGUCGGCGGCCGGAGAACAGCGCCGACUGAACUUGGGAAACGUGUGGGUGAAACCUACGGAGCUAAGCACGCUUUCGCUUUUAACUUAGCGGCGCCGCCGGCUCGGCUCAGACUAGAGGCGCUCGCGCGCUCCCUGGCUGGUUGGCAGGUUAGCUAACACCGCUAGCUCCUCGGCUAACGAGCCCUCCCCCCCCCGCACCCGCCCCUCGUCUCUUCUCACCUGGAGAAACUGCGCCUGUCCCCGGCUGUCAGUUUCGCGCCACCCUUUUAGAACCUCCAGACAAUGUGCUGCUCAGUCGUGGACGACUUUUCUCGCCCGACGUGGGGUUUAACGCUCACUUUACCGAGCGACCAGUGACGGCUACGAGGCUCGAGCUAACAAGUUGACGUGGAGAGGGAACUCACGAGCUUCUGGGAGAGUCGAGAGUGCUGAUGUUCUCCACGCCGUGAUUUCAGGCGGAUUACUUCCUUUAGCCUCCCUCGAGGUGGACUUUGGUGAUCCCCAACGAGUCGUCCAGGUUACAAACCACCCAGUUAGCUAUGUUUAUUUGUAGACAUAAAGUAAGUUCAAGUGUUUGCAAAUUCCACUGUGGGACUCUUUCCUGGUUCGGGUGCUGCAACGGAAACAUUAGCUAACACAGACUAGCUCGGAUUAGUGUCGCCGUGUUGUGUUAGUUAGCUAGAUAGGUAGUCGGAACAACUGUUGCCGAACAAUUUACCUUCAAAUCAAGCCUACGAGUCAGCUGUUGGUCGUGGUUUCCGCCGUACAGCCCACCAGCCAGCGGUGAUUUGACAUUACUGCAGACUGCUCAGGAUCUGAACGCACCUGGGGAUAAAAUAAAGCUCCGCGCGGGAGUGGGUGUCAGAUCACAGCCCUUCACGGCGACUUGACAGGGAAGUCACGUUGAGUUGUGCCCCGCGGGGAGUUGAUCCAUUGAUCGGAUCGUUAUUGUGCUAUUUUAGCUGAUUGAGGAAAAAAGAAGAGCGAGCGAGCGGGGGAAUCGGUCGCGAUGUCGGGCCAGUCUAUCACGGAUCGGAUCACGGCGGCGCAGCACAGCAUGACCGGGUCGGCGAUCAGCAAGGCUGUGUGCAAAGCCACCACGCAUGAAGUGAGCGGACCCAAGAAGAAACACCUUGACUAUCUGAUCCACUGCACCAAUGAGAUGAACGUGAACAUUCCCCAGCUGGCGGACACGCUGUUUGAGCGCACCGCCAACUCCAGCUGGGUGGUGGUCUUCAAAGCCCUUAUCACUACCCACCACCUCAUGAUGUAUGGCAACGAGCGUUUCAUCCAGUACCUGGCGUCCAGAAAUACUCUGUUUAACCUAAACAACUUCCUGGACAAGGGUGCUCUGCAAGGUUACGACAUGUCAACCUUCAUCAGACGAUAUAGCCGUUACCUGAACGAGAAGGCCAUGUCCUACAGACUGGUGGCUGUGGAUUUUACCAAGAUGAAGAGGGGGAUUGAUGGAGUGAUGCGUACCAUGAACACAGAGAAGCUGAUAAAGACGCUGCCCAUCAUCCAGAACCAGCUGGAUGCGCUGCUGGAUUUCCAGGCCAACCCCAACGAGCUCACUAAUGGAGUGAUCAACUCAGCCUUCAUGCUGCUCUUCAAAGACUCCAUAAGGCUGUUUGCUGCCUACAACGAAGGGGUCAUCAACCUUUUGGAGAAAUACUUUGACAUGAAAAAGAAUCAGUGUAAAGAAGCUCUGGACAUCUACAAGAAGUUUCUUUACAGGAUGACCAAACUGUCAGAGUUUCUUAAAGUGGCUGAGCAAAUUGGAAUAGAUCAGGGUGACAUCCCAGAUCUCUCUCAGGCUCCCAGUAGCCUCCUGGAGGCUUUAGAGCAGCACCUGGCCUCCCUGGAGGGCAAGAAGACCAAGGAACUGAAUGCAGACACAAGAGCGUCCACUCUGUCCAGCGCCGUCUCAUCGCUCUCCUCCACCGGCAUGUCCUUCAGCCGCAUGGAUGAGAAGGAGAAGCAGCAGGCCUUGGAGGAGGAGCAGGCCAGACUGCAGGCCCUCAAGGACCAGCGGCUGAAGGAGAUCAGCAUGCAGACCCCACCCUCUGCCUCCCCCAGCAGCCAGUCAAUAGGCAGCGCCAACAACAACCACAUCACACAGACCCCGGAGUUGUUCAGCUCCGCGCUGUCGGCCAACAGUGUGCCCAAUCUAAACAGCGACCUGUUUGAUCUUCAGCCGGCCUUCAUCCCUGCUGUGCAGAGCACUCCUUCCAUCUCCACUGCCAACAGUGCCUGGGGAGGACUGGAGAGCCAGCCUCUGCAGCAGACUCCAGCCAUGACCGUAGAUUUCGAUGCGGUGUUCGGGAAUAAGGCCGCGCCCAGUAACAACGGCCCACAGCCUGCAGCCGACUCUCUGAUGGCAGCAACCCUAACUCUACAACCCAGAGAAAGCGGAUCAGGCUUUGAUGCUCUAGGAGACCUGUUGAAGCCCACGGUUCCCACACACACUGCGCCGCCUCCCCACCCACAGCUGGCCAUCCAUCCUGGAGGAAAGCUGCUGGCCAACGACCUCGACUCCUCUCUGGCCAACCUCGUGGGCAAUCUUCAGUUCGGCGGGACCCCAGCCAAGAAGCCAGAGAUGCAGUGGAACCAGCCUGUGGAGAAGAAGCUGACGGGCGGCCAGAACUGGCAGAAUAAGACCAUGUCAACGACGCAGUGGGGCCCCGCGCCCAUGGCCCCCCAGCCCAUGCCCGUGCCACACGUGAAUGGAAUGUUCUAUACUAGUUAUGCUCCAGCCCCCAUGGCUUUCCCCAUGACCACACCGCAAGUGCCUGUGUAUGGAAUGGUCCCUCCACAGAUGGGUCAAAUGGGCGGGGUACCAGUGAUGGCUCCUCAGCCCAUGAUGUACAACCAGCCUGUUCUCAGACCCACCAACCCCUUCGCACCCAUGCCUGGAGCUCAGAUGCAGUUCAUGUAGUUCAAGCAGUCCAAUGGGAAGCAGAGUGCCAAAAGUGACAAACAGCAGCAGAAAACACACGAGAGGAAUGAUCAGAUGGACGGAGGGAGGGUUUGACCACGAUGAGGCGACCGAGAGACGGACGGACGGACGGACGAGUUAGCGAAACACCAAAAAGCAGGCCUGCGAGAGGAAGAGAGGACCACAUAACACAGGACGGAGGGAUGCGAUGGGGAAGAAGUCACGCUCGCUGCUUUCUGUCUGAAACAACUCCCUGCGUGCGUGCGCGUGUGUGUGUGUGUAGCUUCUUUCUGUUAUAGUGUCUGAUUUAAAUCCAAGCGAUGCAGUGAUGUCUGAGUGGAUGCGGAUGCGGGAGAACGGCGGCGGAGAGGAGGGGAUUGAGGACCUCCCACCUCCGCCUUUCAGUCACCGCUGCUUUGGGAGCCUCUGCUGCAGAAUUAGCUUUAUUUCAUACUGGUGCUACUGUGUCCUCUCUGGGUGCGGCGGCGGCGUGGGAGCACCGGGAGAGGACGCAUGUCUGCGGUGUGGUUGUGUGAGCACGGGGGUUGUUUCAGACGUCUUCCCUCCGUCCCCUCUCUUACUGUCUCCACUGUCCGAGCAGGGAGACCCUCAGCGUCUCUCCUCGAGUGUGUUUGCUGUAAUUUUCCGCUCUGUUGGGGUAUCUUUGUACUUUUCAGUGUUUUCUUCUGCAGCCUCUCCUGAACGUUUUGGGGCUAUAACAGCGAUUUGUUAAACCUUUUCUUUCUAGUAUUUGAGUGUUCGUUCUGAGUUUUAAGCUGAUGUCUUUGUUCCCCCCACUGCAUUGUUUUCUUCUACAGAUACACACAGAGGAGACAGGGGUUAGUGGCGACUACACGCCUGCACGGUGCGCGUCGCGUCGGCCUCAUUCAGGUCCACUGCAACAAUUGGUGUGUUCAGAUUUCCAGCGAACGCGACUUCGUGUUUGAUAGAUUUUGGCUGCAAGUACAGAUGAAGAAGGCUGCAGUAGAACGGACGUGCGGCUCUAGCUCCUGGACGAGCUGUGUGUAUCUGUCGUCUCGUCUUCAUGGGUCCAUCGCGUCAGAGGAGCUUCGGCAGGUUUGCGUUAUGCAGCACAGAGCGAGCGAGUGUUUUCACUUUCCAUUGCACUGAAUCAAUGCGAGCGGCUCGGAGCGCGUCAGGCCCGAAUGCGUCUCCACGGAGACCCGGGGGGUCGACUCGGACGCUCGCUGCAUCUCACGUCCUGAUUUUCCGCCGAGGGCCGCGUCCGAGGGUCGGAUCGUCUCGAAUCACAAGCCAAACGCGAGCCAGCGAGUCUUUUUGUAAAACUAAACGUCGCAAAAUGCACAUGCAAAACCUUUGCACUGAAGUGACGGAGUUGAGCUUCAAUAGCUUGUCUGUUAGUGGAGGAGCGCUGGAAGGGCUGCUGCGUCUGAUCCAGCCGGCGCGGCAGGUAACGGACGUUCUUGUCCUGUCCCUCUAACAAGGAACUUGAAUUUUUUUUUUUUUUUUUUUUUUUUACUCCAGGUCCUGCGUCUGCAUCCAUCAGUGACAGUCAGUGGUGUUGCACUCAUCGCCCACUCUGCUGUGAAGCAGAACCUGGCUCCAGUCUCUGCGCUGUCUAGUUGCUCUAUCUCUAGGACGCUUCGUAGCCCGCUUCGUCCGUUCGGUGUGUAGCUGUUAAACCGAUAGUAGUGGUGUUAGCUAGUUUCUGUCUCCCAUCACUCUCACCGUUUGAUGAAUAUUGCUCUUGUUGCGGUCUUGUGUUAGCUUAGCCUCUCUCCAUAGUAUCCUCCUUGAAACCUGUAGAUGAGCUCUUGCAGUAGGUUUCCCAGCGUGUCCCCACCUCUGCCAGCGUCUGGUAUGAAUAGCUCUAUUAUCUGUCUUGGUGUCUGUCCUUUAGCUGUAGAUCAACCCUUCUGGAGGCUCAGCCACCUUAGGCUUUUCUCUAGCUUUGAGUGCACUCUUUCCUCUCACUGUCUGUUAGUUUAGCGCCUCAUCCUUUUUGCCCCCCCUCCCCCCGUCAUAACAUCUUUACCUCACAUUAUAAUGUCAUUGGCCUCAAUGGGCUGUUGAACCGAAACAGUAAACGGGAUUCCAGGUGUUGCAUGACGAACGCGGGAGUCGCGUGUUUGGAGCCGCGCUUCGUCCAAACGCUAGUGAGCUGCUGCGGCGUCUGCUGCCGUUUUGUAAGAAUGUGGCGGGUUUUGAGGGAACACGGUGCCGGGGCCGUCCUGCCAGUUGGGACUCGUGCUUCUCUGGGGGUGCACGAUGUGUUCGUACCGAUGAGCGGAAGCCGAGCAGAGACUCCGCUUGUUCGUAAAUCCAUGCUUGGUGUUUAAGCGUGUGCUGCUGUCAGCCUGGAGAAGCAUAAUCCCAGCUUUAGCAGGGAGGCGUUGGACUUUGGGUUGAGUUCUCAGCAGGGGUCCAAGUUGGCCAGUCAUAAAAGUCUUGUCUGUAUAAGUAGAAACCCCUCUGGCCCCAAAGUGACUGAACCAAGGUUUCUUUAUUUUCUGUGAACGCUGACUUACUGUCUCUAAUGUGACGUGGUAAACUGGCACUGUGGAAAUUGAAUCUGCUGAGGUGGCUCCGAUCCAGAUGAUCGUCACACUGGAUCUAACGCAAGCGAGUCACGACGCCGGGUCGACCCGCAGAUCCCAUCUCUCCUGUUCACAGUUCGUCCUUUUAUUCUGUCUGUCAGCUUCUCGUCGACCAGGAGACUGACGUGGUCUCACUAGUGUCGUAACGCCAGCUUUAUCCUGAUGCAGGCUCUUUGCUGGGAGCGGCCCAGUACAACCGCUGGGAGCGGCCCAGUACAACCACUGUUCUCUGGUGACGGCCACUGCCCUGGUCCCUUUGGGCUCAGACCAGGACUGUGUGUGGCUGCGUCAGAAGCUGCUACCACCUCCGUAUUGUUGUAGCAUGGACCCAGGUGUUGGAGGACACAUGCCCUUGAUGUCAUAUAAAGCUGUCCUGUUCUCCCCAAGGCCUCGUGGUCCAGAGAGCAGGACCUUCCUCUGUCCCAGCUCAGCGAGUGCAUGGUUGUAGCGAUGUCGAUGUUGUUGUCCCUUUUCUAAAAAGCAUGACGUGACAGUGAUGGUGAUAACGAUGACGAUGAUGAUGAUGAAUCCUCUUUUUAAAACGUAUCGUCUGUCCGGCCACUCGGUCGAUGGAUCAGAAGCAGUCGUUGAUUAAAGAGCCACUGUAGCAAAACGAUGCGCCAAACUUUUUUUUUUUUUUUUUCUUUUGUGUCACUUCUCCCAAAGAUGUCACUGGUCCUCAACAGCAGCUCUGUCCUUGAAGCGAUGCACUGCUGUGGCGCCAUCUGUGGGUCGCUGUUCAGGAUUCAUUGCCAAAAAAAUAAAUAAAUAAAUGUACGGAAGGAAACCAAGACGGGCUGUUAAAGCGGAUCGAUUUCCUCAUUUUGUCAGCGAGUCGGUGUGUUGAAUCAGAGAUCUCUUGUGCACGUUCUGUUUUUUCUACAUCUGUGUUUUUGGUAAGAACCCUCGGAUUGCUGCCUCACUCUUCUGUACAUAGAGAAACGCACACACACACAGAGCUUAAACACAUACACUCAUAAUCUGCAGCUGCUUUUUGUUCAUUUACUCGUUAAUUUCCUGAUCAUGGAUGAUAUUAGCCUUCAUACAGCAGUAUAUAGGUAUGAUUGCUACUCGAUGGGGGGAGGCGUCACAGACAGGGCUGCUCACCCUCCCACCAGGGUCAGCCGUGAAUUCUCAAUGAUGCCAAAUGGUUUUGAGCAGACUACACCUUCCGAUCUGUCUCUCGCUUUCUUCUCUGUCUUCUCCCCCAUCUCUUUGUACAUUUUUUUUUCUAUUUAUUUAAAGCAGAAAUAUAUGGAUUGUAUCACGCAUGGAAAGGCAAGCAAGCGUUACAGUUGAGGAGAAUCAUGGGCUUUUAUUUUGCAGCAGAAUAUUUGUUUAUUCUAGGGAUUUCUUUUCUGUCUCUCACUUCUUUUGGAAGAAAUAAAGUCAUUUUCCAUUCCUAA
Messenger RNA from Betta splendens (Siamese fighting fish), 7067 nucleotides. Its product is annotated as phosphatidylinositol-binding clathrin assembly protein. Bases 1154 to 3082 code for a protein of 642 amino acids. Gene Ontology annotation, molecular function: 1-phosphatidylinositol binding; SNARE binding; clathrin heavy chain binding. NCBI's taxonomy places the organism in Eukaryota, Metazoa, Chordata, Actinopteri, Anabantiformes, Osphronemidae. The transcript is spliced from 21 exons. Gene Ontology annotation, cellular component: clathrin-coated vesicle; clathrin-coated pit; extrinsic component of presynaptic endocytic zone membrane. The record is from RefSeq and is a predicted model, not a curated record. Gene Ontology annotation, biological process: clathrin coat assembly; clathrin-dependent endocytosis; synaptic vesicle budding from presynaptic endocytic zone membrane.